Coregonus sp. 'balchen' is the source of this 899-nucleotide messenger RNA. NCBI's taxonomy places the organism in Eukaryota, Metazoa, Chordata, Actinopteri, Salmoniformes, Salmonidae. The record is from the annotation of a GenBank genome assembly.
GAUCGUUGCUACCUGUGUCUGAUGGGGGCUCUUCAGUUAGACCUGGGUGGGGCUCCAGCAGGACCAGCUGGUACAGGGAAGACAGAGACCACUAAGGACCUGGCCAAGGCUCUGUCCAUCCAGUGUGUUGUCUUCAACUGUUCUGAUGGACUGGACUACAAGGUACUGAUAAGACUUACGAGCACACCACCUUCUAUUCCAAGGUUUCCCAAACUCGGUCCUGGGGCUCCCCCUGGGUGCACCUUUUGGUUUUUGCCCACAGCUGAUUCAAAUAAUCAAAGCUUGAUGAUGAGCUGGUUAUUUGAAUCAGCUGUGUAGCGCUCGGGCUCCCGAGUGGCGCAGCGGUCUAAGGCACUGCAUCUCAGUGCUUGAGGCGUCACUACAGACCCCCUGGUUCGAUUACAGGCUGUAUCACAACCGGCCGUGAUUGGGAGUCCCAUAGGGCGGCGCACAAUCGGUCCAGCGUCGUCCGGGUUUGGCCGGUGUAGGCCGUCAUUGUAAAUAAGAAUUUGUUCUUAACUGACUUGUCUAGUUAAAUAAAGGUUAAAAUAAAUAAAUAGGGCAAAAACCAAAACGUGCACCCAGGGGGAGCCCCAAGACCAAGUUUGGGAAACCCUGUCCUAUUCCAUUCUCUCUCUCUCUCUCUCUCUCUCUCUCUCUCUCUACCUUUAUCUCUCUCUGUCUCCUAUUGUCGUUGUUUUACCCAGACACUAACACUAGGGGACAGUGUCAUCACAGCAGUCAGUCUACAUGGAGCUUCUUCAUAAUGAAGGAUCCUGCUAUAAUCCUGCUUAACCAAUCACCUGUCUGUGUUUCAGAUGAUGGGGAAGUUCUUCAGUGGUCUGGCCCAAUCAGGGGCCUGGUGCUGUUUUGAUGAGUUUAACCGCAUCGACAUUGAG